Messenger RNA from Lampris incognitus (smalleye Pacific opah), 2711 nucleotides. RefSeq names its product parvin, alpha a (gene parvaa). Gene Ontology annotation, molecular function: actin binding. The transcript has 13 exons. Lineage: Eukaryota; Metazoa; Chordata; Actinopteri; Lampriformes; Lampridae. The coding region runs from base 112 to 1230 and encodes 372 amino acids. Gene Ontology annotation, biological process: substrate adhesion-dependent cell spreading; cilium assembly; establishment or maintenance of cell polarity. Gene Ontology annotation, cellular component: focal adhesion; cytoplasm; actin cytoskeleton. The record is from RefSeq and is a predicted model, not a curated record.
CGAAAUCACUGGAAUUCCGUUUCCGCUUUAGGGAGUCGACUUCGGGCUGUUUUUAUUCACGGCGUUUUUUUUAAUGUAAUCACUUUAUUUGGCUCUGUCACAUUUACACCGAUGGCUUCCUCGCCUCAGAAGUCUCCGUCCUCUCCCAAGUCCCCGACUCCCAAGUCGCCCUCUUCCCGAAAGAAGGAUGACUCUUUCCUGGGCAAACUUGGUGGAACUUUGGCAAGAAGGAAAAAAGCUAAAGAAGUGUCUGAGCUGCAGGAAGAGGGAAUAAAUGCCAUCAACCUUCCUCUCAGCCCCUCUCACUACGAGCUGGACCCUGAGGACACCAUGCUAGAGGAGAACGAAGUGCGUACCAUGGUGGACCCCAACUCCAAGAAUGAUCGCAAACUCCAGGAGCUUAUGAAGGUGCUAAUUGACUGGAUCAAUGAUGUUCUGGUGGGAGAGAGGAUCAUCGUGAAGGAUCUGGCUGAAGAUCUGUAUGAUGGUCAAGUCCUCCAGAAACUCUUUGAAAAGCUGGAGGGUGAGAAACUCAAUGUGGCAGAGGUGACCCAGUCAGAGAUUGCCCAAAAACAAAAGCUCCAGACUGUUUUGGAACGCAUCAAUGACUCGCUCAAACUCUCAACCAGAAACAUUCGCUGGAAUGUUGACUCGGUCCAUGCUAAGAGUAUUGUUGCCAUUCUUCACCUGCUGGUGGCGUUGUCGCAACACUUCAGAGCACCAAUCAGAUUGCCGGAUCACGUCUCCAUUCAAGUAGUUGUCGUCCAGAAAAGAGAGGGCAUCCUUCAGUCCAGACAAAUUCAAGAGGAAAUCACAGGCAACACAGAGGCUUUCUCCGGGAGACACGAGCGCGAUGCUUUCGACACCCUGUUCGACCAUGCUCCAGACAAGCUGAACGUCGUCAAGAAGACACUGAUCACAUUUGUGAACAAACAUCUGAACAAGCUAAACCUAGAGGUGUCUGAACUGGACACACAGUUUGCAGAUGGUGUGUACCUGGUGUUACUGAUGGGACUGCUGGAGGGAUACUUUGUUCCUCUUUACAACUUCUUCCUUACACCGGAGAACUUUGACCAAAAGGUCCACAAUGUGUCGUUCUCUUUCGAGCUGAUGCAGGAUGGAGGGCUGGAGAAACCCAAGCCCAGACCAGAGGAUAUCGUGAACUGUGAUCUCAAAUCGACCCUGCGUGUUCUCUACAACCUCUUCACCAGAUACAGGAAUGUGGAGUGACCACAGCGAGUUGUGCAGCUUCCGUGACGCAGCUAGUGAAAAAAGUCUCUUAUCAAACCACAUCUUCUCUUAAUCUUUAUGGACAAUGUUUAUUUACCUAACUGCAUGCAACACUAAUACAUACCCCUGGUUUUACAAACACUACAUAUUUUAAUUUUUCUGCAUUUUCAGUAAAGGCAAAGAUUGAUGUGCUAUAAAUGCAUUUUACUGAAUUUUUCUGAUUUUUGUGGGGUUUUUUGGGGGUGGGGGGUUGUGCUCUUAUUGUAUAGCUGAUAUUGGACAUUAUCUUUGAGAUAAAUGCAUAAUGAACUAUGUUGAGUCAACUUACAAAAGUUAUUCUGUGAUAUUUUUUCUAUUUUUUUUUUGUAUGACCCCAUGGUAACGUUGUGAAGGUGGGGGUAGAUUAGCCAAACACGCAACUUUAUCCAAGUAGAAAUUGUAUUUAUUGCACAUUUUGAUAUAUUUGCUCUGUCAUUGAUUCCUAUGUACACUUAAUGACCAACUCACUUUUUUUUACUAUUUUCUUUACUGUGUCAUUCAUGCGUGCAUGUUUUUAAAGUUGUGCGUACUGACACUUAAGGUAAGUGACGAUGUGCGAGGCUCCAUGUUGCUUCUGGUGUCUCCACGUCUUCUGUCUCGAUCAAACUUCCGUUAGAGAUGUAUAAGGCUCAGCGUUUUCAGUUUUUACCAAUUUUCACCAAAAAAUACCCAGAUUUUUUAAAAGGAGCAGAUCGGUUUAAACGGAUUUUCACCCGGAUUUUAUGUUUCCGCAGAUCCAAAAGUUGUUCCUGUUCGUGUGAGGUUAUGUGACAGUGUCCUCUUGUGGUGAAAUUUAGCAUGCUGGAUGGCUUUGAAAAAUAAAAAUCGAAAAUGCUGAGCCUGGCGAUGUAACAUCUGAGCAAGUCACACUACAACUGAAGAUUUCACACAACAGCAGUUAAAUUUAUGCAGAGUCCAGCUGCUCAACCUGAUUGGUCGGAUUGACAAAGGAAGCUGUGCAGGUCCGUAGCACACCAGCGUGCAUUGUGGUCUGGUUACAAACCUACCUGGUGCUGAUAAAGGAGCUGGUUAUUCACAUUUUUAGCUUUUUUUUUUUGUAAUCUUUUCUUUAUCUUUUCCGUUAAAAAAAAAAAAACUUUGGAGGCCUCAUACUUAAUUCUUUUAUGUGUCGUUAUUCCUGUAAUGAUGGAUGCAUCAGUGUCAUGGCUGCUGUCACGGUGAAGGACAACUUCCUGUCAAGAAGCAGUUUUAUACGCCCGCUAUUAUAGUUUUCACUGCGGUCUGUAACACAUGAAAUAUAUGACUAAUGAUAUUAUGGAUUGGUUUUACUUACAAAGUCUCGUAUUGUGUAUAAAUUCCUCAAGUAAUGAACAUCACAGUUGGCUUUGGAAAGAGCUGCACACCCUGUUGUUAUCCUGUAUGUUAAAGUCGUACUACCAGUAGGUGCAUUCUUCAAUAAAGCUUUCGGUCUCUGAACGCGA